Colletotrichum phormii is the source of this 633-nucleotide messenger RNA. RefSeq lists its product as uncharacterized. Bases 113 to 475 code for a protein of 120 amino acids. The transcript has a single exon. NCBI's taxonomy places the organism in Eukaryota, Fungi, Ascomycota, Sordariomycetes, Glomerellales, Glomerellaceae. The record is from RefSeq and is a predicted model, not a curated record.
ACGUUAACGAAGAGAAAUCCUCCGUAGUCCGUGUCCUACGGUGAUCUAAAAAGCCGUCUACGUCAAAAAUCCAGACUUGGGUUGGAAUCACAUCCCGCGACGUUGGAUCCGAAUGGGAAAAAAGGGGGGGGGGGAAUCGAUAGACGAGAGACCAGAGACGGAAAACGAGGCGCAAUCCUCCAGAGAAUCAAACAAAACAAACACAAGCCAGUCUAGUCCCUCAUCAGAUCUUCUCAAUCAAGCCACGCCGCAAAGCUGCAGGGGCUCGGAAUCCUCUCCUGGCGUGGGAUCCUCCCAUCAUUCGACCACAUCGAAAACCGUCCUCAACCAACGAAGCAAGAGUCUAGCAAAAACCAUUCGCUUUGCAGCUGCCAAACACCCAGAGCUCCACUUGCAGCCGUCAGUGGAUAGUUCAGCCGAAUUCCCCUACGAGGCCAAAGGGGGCUUCUCAUCCAACAAGCGUGUGCCGAAUUAGUGGUUUUGGUUGGUGACGUUAGUUCCCGAGCAAGUUCUGCUCGCCGUGGGGCCUCUAGAAAGCCUGUGCGUAGAAGGGUAAGGUGAGAGCAAGUUUUGACAUGACAGGGCUACUUCGCUAUUGUAAUGUUUCUGUCAAAGCCAUUGGGGGGAAAACCG